Molecule: messenger RNA, 2211 nt
Organism: Closterium sp. Yama58-4
Lineage: Eukaryota; Viridiplantae; Streptophyta; Zygnematophyceae; Desmidiales; Closteriaceae
Source: the annotation of a GenBank genome assembly
AUGAGCAUCCUCCACGCGCUCGCCACAUCAGCCGCGCCGCUGAUCGAGGAUCCCCGCGCGCCGCUCGCGGAGCGCCUCCGCGCGCUCAUCAUCAAAGCGGAGGCCGCGGCGGGAGCCGCCGGACUUGCGCCGCAACAGCCGCCGCAAACGGCGGGGACGGCCGAGGCGCCCAAUCGCGUAAGACGUGACUUCCCAAAAUCCACGUCAGAACCUGGUGUUGCGGGCGCGGCCUCCGGUGCGACAGAUUUCAGCGAUUGGGACUCCCAUGUUCGCAAUGUCGAGUGUGAUACAACGGGGCGGCUUACAGCGGGGAUAGGGAGCCUUUUUAAAACGUUCCCUUCGUUUCCCGGAGCCACUCUUAACUCGUCGCUUUCUGACGUCGCCCUUUCCCGCCAAGACGUGCUGAUAGACGGCAGCGGGAGCAGCGGAAGCAGCUGCGGUACCCCGCGCUCCCCGCGCUCCCCGCGUUCUCCGCGCUCAUCCGCAUCGCCGCGAUCCCCGCAUUCCCCGCGCUCGCCUGCCCGGCAACGCCGCAGCUUCGCCCCAGCCGCGCUCCUCGAGUCGCCUAUCAUGGCCGGCCGCCCCGGCCCAACCCUAGGCUCGGCAGCAAGCUUGGCAGGCAGUGCAGCCACGGUACAAGCCGGACAUGCAGUUGUUACAGCGUGUUUCAACCUACCACCUCCGCCUCUCCCCCUCCCCGCCCCAGUUCUCCCCAUCCCCGCCUCACUUCCUCCGCACAACAUGGUUCCCCCUCCGCCUGCUGUGGCUCCAGUGCUGACAUGCGCUUUUCCACUGAAACCACCACUCCUUUCAGUGCCAGGUCUGGACGCCACCGAGCCUACUGGCUCUACUGGAUCGGGAAUGUCCGAGCCUGCGCUGGAGGGUGAGGAGGAGACCCCAACGUCAGGUGUGGAGAACCCAGGGAAGCUGGAAUUCGUUGACUUUGGAGGGAAGGGCGAAGCAGGAGGUGAUCUGAACGACUUGUUUGACUUUUUUGACUCGCUUGUGGGCGGCGCAAGUGGCAGCGGGAGUGGGAGCGAACAGCAGAGAGGCAGUGAGAAGCUUUAUGGAAGGAACAACAGCCGCAGCAACGACCGAAGCAGCAAGCACCUGGAAGUUUCAGAAGGACCUGAGCCCUUUCAGAGCAAAUCUCGGGAAGGUCGGAAAUUUCGGAGCAUGGAGGGACUGGAGGCGGGCAGCAACACGGAAUUUAUUUUGGUGCCUGCCGAAGAUGGGUACAACUGGCGGAAGUACGGGCAGAAAAUGGUGAAAGGUUGCCUGCAUCCCCGGCUUUAUUUCCGCUGCACGUUUCCGGGCUGCCCGGUGAGAAAAACAGAGGAACGGGCAGAUGACGGGGAGGUGCUGGAGAGAAUCUACAAGGGAUUGCACAAUCACCCGCUUCCUGGGCUGCCUGUGAAGGAAAACCGCCAUGGGUCACAAGAGAGGCUCUGGGGAAAGCGGCUGUUCCUUCAUCACAGCCGUUUAUCCGCCCCUGCCAACCUGCAAAUCUCAGCCGUUGAUCUUACCCACCCUGCUCCUGGUUCUGAGGGGCCGACAGGGAGCAGCGGCGGGUCGAGUGUGAGUGGGGAGAGGAAGAGGAAGGCACUACCUGGGGUAGGUUUAUCUGCUGGAUACCUGUCAGCUGAAGUAAUGGACGAGGAUGUUACUAGCGCAGCAGCUUAUAACGCAGCAGUAACUCUCAAUAAAGCUGCUCACAACGGAGCAGCUACUAAUGAAGCAGCUUAUAUCGAAGCAGCUACUAACGGAGCCGCGGAUAAGAGGCCGAGGCGAAGUGCCGAAACGGUGCUUGUAUGCGCGCAGCAAGUAAUCGAAGAGCCGAAACUGGUCGUGGAGUUACGCAGUAACAUGGAGCUUCUAGACGACGGUUACCGCUGGCGCAAGUAUGGGCAGAAGGUGGUACGCGGUAACCCUAAUCCGCGGAGUUACUACAAGUGCACGCACGCGGGGUGCACUGUGCGCAAGCACGUGGAGCGUGCGGUUACGGAUCCGUGCAUUGUGGUAACCAGCUAUGAAGGUCGGCAUUGCCAUGCCAUGCCAGGACCAGUGUUCUACCCUCCUGCCGAGAGCAAUCCAGCUCCUGGUGAUAGCAGUGCUGCCGGGAAGGGGAACGAUCACCCUGAGAUUUGUUCACGACGAUUGCCUGGAGAGGCUGUGGCCGUGGAUGGGGCGGGGCACUGGGUGCUGCAUUGA